AUGGCAUCCCAAGACCCAACACAGGAGAAUACCAGUGACGCGAUAUCCGUGCAUACGACGCGCAGGCGACCGUCGCGGAUCGUGCGCCUCCAGGCAAUGGCGCCCGGGGGCCACAUCGUACGGGAUCGUCCUACCGCCGAAGAACAGCACCGACGCAACCCCCACGAGAUUAUCAGAGAGCUCAUGAACGCCACCGUCAUCGGCACUGCCCUCUCCGUUAUUCCAAGCGUGGCCGCCCCGUACAUCGGCGCUGCACUCAUCGCAGACAACAGCCAGCGGGGUACCGCAGUACGCGCUGCUUUCCGUGGUAGCCUCGUUGUGGGCCUUCAUGCCGGUCUUGUGGGGCAUAUCAUCUAUCGUCACCCGAACAUGCCGGAGCUCCGGGAUUUAUGGAGGCACGCGACCCCCCGGGAGCGCAUCUGGAUCGGCGCGAAUCUCACGGCCGCACUGGCUUUCGUGUCGACUGCCGUCGGCCUAGUCAUCACGCCAGGCCGGUCUUCGCCCAACGCCUUGGAGGAGUUCUGUGACAGUGUGAGCCGUCGGAACGAUACGUUUGCUCUAUGA
This is a messenger RNA of Trametes versicolor FP-101664 SS1, 564 nucleotides long. RefSeq lists its product as uncharacterized. NCBI's taxonomy places the organism in Eukaryota, Fungi, Basidiomycota, Agaricomycetes, Polyporales, Polyporaceae. The transcript is spliced from 3 exons. The record is from RefSeq and is a predicted model, not a curated record. The coding region runs from base 1 to 564 and encodes 187 amino acids.